Messenger RNA from Nannospalax galili (Upper Galilee mountains blind mole rat), 1107 nucleotides. RefSeq names its product left-right determination factor 2-like. Gene Ontology annotation, biological process: SMAD protein signal transduction; BMP signaling pathway. The record is from RefSeq and is a predicted model, not a curated record. The coding region runs from base 1 to 1107 and encodes 368 amino acids. Lineage: Eukaryota; Metazoa; Chordata; Mammalia; Rodentia; Spalacidae. Gene Ontology annotation, molecular function: transforming growth factor beta receptor binding; cytokine activity; growth factor activity. Gene Ontology annotation, cellular component: extracellular region. The transcript has 4 exons.
AUGUGGUCCCUGUGGCUCUGCUGCGUACUGUGGGUGCUACCACUGGCCUGGCCUGCAUUAGCCCUGACCGAGGAGCAGGUCUUAGAUACCCUACUGCAGCAGCUGCAGCUCAGCCAGGCACCCAUCCUGGACAGGGCUGACGUGGUCGGGUUGACCAUCCCUGCCCAUGUGAGGGCCCAGUAUGUGGCCCUGCUGCAGCGCAGCCAGGCUGACCGCUCCCGAGGGAAGAGGUUCAGCCAGAAUUUUCGAGAUGUGGCCGGCAGGUUCCUGGUGUCUGACACCUCCACGCACCUGUUGAUGUUCACCAUGGAGCAGCGGCUGCAGCCCAACAGCGAGCUGGUGCAGGCGGUGCUGCGGCUCUUCCAGGAGCCGGUUCCCAGGACCGCGCUCCGGAGGCACGACAGGCUGGCCCCGCACAGCGCCCGCGCCCGGGUCACCAUUGAGUGGCUGCGCGUCCGCGAGGACGGCUCCAACCGCACCUCCCUCAUCGACUCCAGGCUGGUGUCCAUCCACGAGAGCGGCUGGAAGGCCUUCGACGUGACGGAGGCGGUGAACUUCUGGCAGCAGCUGAACCGGCCGCGGCAGCCGCUGCUGCUGCAGGUGUCGGUGCAGAGGGAGCACCUGGGCCCCGGGGCCACCAGUGCGCACAAGCUGGUCCGCUUCGCGGCGCAGGGGACUUGGCGCGGCGAGGGUCCUGGCGAGCCACAGCUGGAGCUGCACACGCUGGACCUCAAGGACUACGGAGCUCAAGGCAAUUGUGAUCCUGAGGCACCAGUAACAGAAGGCAGCCGCUGCUGCCGCCAGGAGCUGUACUUGGAUCUGCAGGGGAUGAAAUGGGCUGAGAACUGGGUUCUGGAGCCUCCAGGGUUCCUGGCCUAUGAAUGUGUGGGCAGCUGCCUGCAGCCACCAGAGUCCCUGAGCAUCAAGUGGCCGUUUCUGGGGCCACGGCAGUGCAUUGCUUCCGAGACGGCCUCACUGCCCAUGAUCAUCAGCAUGAAGGAGGGUGGCAGAACCAGACCACAGGUCAUCAGCCUGCCCAACAUGAGGGUGCAAAAGUGCAGCUGUGCUUCGGAUGGGGCGCUUGUGCCAAGGAGACUAGAGCCGUAG